This is a messenger RNA of Lachnellula hyalina, 1374 nucleotides long. It is a transcript of the gene PKP2, whose product is annotated as [Pyruvate dehydrogenase (acetyl-transferring)] kinase, mitochondrial. Bases 1 to 1374 code for a protein of 457 amino acids. Gene Ontology annotation, biological process: protein phosphorylation; regulation of glucose metabolic process. Gene Ontology annotation, cellular component: mitochondrion. NCBI's taxonomy places the organism in Eukaryota, Fungi, Ascomycota, Leotiomycetes, Helotiales, Lachnaceae. The transcript has 4 exons. Gene Ontology annotation, molecular function: pyruvate dehydrogenase (acetyl-transferring) kinase activity. The record is from RefSeq and is a predicted model, not a curated record.
AUGCUGCGUAGCUAUUCGCAAAAUGGGCCACGGACCUUGGGGUUGACAAGACGGUUUGGCUAUCGCGCCAAAGACCUACAGCUGCAUACUCGAAGAAUCCAUACCAGUAAUCCUCCGCCAUGGAGACCUGCUUCUUCUCUGGACGACUGGGUUGGAAAGGAAGCUCGACCGAUCAGCUUGAGACAGCUGAUGGUAUUUGGGCGCUCUUUGACUGAAGCUCGAUUGAUCAGCUCUGCGAAUUAUGUGCGGACAGAGCUGCCAACUAGAUUGGCACAUCGAAUCCGAGACAUGCAAACACUCCCCUACGUUGUAGUCACAAACCCCCACAUAAGCGCCGUCUACGAACUGUACUACAAAGCAUUCGAAAGUCUGCGGAGGGUACGAGAAAUCAAGACCUUAGAAGACAAUGAAAAGUUCUGCAAUAAGAUCGGCGAGACGUUAAAAGAGCAUUUGACCGUGAUUCCAAAGCUGGCAAUGGGCGUGCUAGAAUGCAGGGACUUGAUGAAGCCAGAAAACAUGGACAAAUUUAUGAACACAAUCCUACGCUCUAGAAUCUCCCGCCGUGUAAUAGCAGAACAGCACCUCGCCCUAACAGAAACCUUCAAUUCCCCCUGGCACUUCCCCGACGCCGAGAAGCCCUCCCUCACAGACGCUGAAUUCGUAGGCGAAGUGUUCCUCCGCUGCAACGCCUCCGAAGUGAUAACACGCAUUGGACACGAAGUAGCCUCCCUCGCAUCCCUAGCCUACGGCCCCUCCACCCCCCUCCCAGCCAUAAAACUAUCCGGGCACCUCGACGCAACAUUCCCAUACAUCCUAUCACAUCUAGAAUACAUCAUCGGCGAGUUACUCCGGAACAGCAUCCAAGCAACCGUAGAGCGGAAUCAUAAAAGAGAGGCAGUACCGCCCAUUGAAGUAACGGUCUGUGAGGCGCAACAACACGUUAUUAUCAGAGUCUCAGACCAAGGCGGUGGAAUCCCUCGCGACAUCCUCCCACACCUGUGGUCCUUUAGCAAAGGACCCCGAAAACACCAGCGGUUAGAAAACCUGAACCAAGUCCCCAAAAUGGCCGCCACACUGCAAGAACUCCGUGCUACCCCGUCCUCAAACUUUCCUCCACCUUCACCUCCAACUUUACCGCUAGAUGAAAAAAUGUCAAUGUGGCAGGAUAGCUCCUUGAGUAGUUUGAGUUCCAGGCCGCCGAAUCUGAGGCUAGGCAUGGGCUUGCCGUUGAGUAGGGUGUAUGCCGAGUAUUGGGCGGGCAGUCUGGAGUUACAUAGUUUAGAGGGGUACGGUGUUGAUGCGUUUUUGCAAAUUAGUAAGUUGGGGAAUAAGAAUGAGCAGCUUACUAUGCGGGCGAGUAUGGAUGCUGUAUGA